Messenger RNA from Pygocentrus nattereri (red-bellied piranha), 1340 nucleotides. Its product is annotated as microfibril-associated glycoprotein 4-like. The record is from RefSeq and is a predicted model, not a curated record. The transcript is spliced from 7 exons. NCBI's taxonomy places the organism in Eukaryota, Metazoa, Chordata, Actinopteri, Characiformes, Serrasalmidae. Gene Ontology annotation, biological process: elastic fiber assembly. Bases 117 to 878 code for a protein of 253 amino acids.
AUAAGAGUUGGUGCUAUUGCUCAUGUUUUCAUCUGCAGCUGAACAAGGCGAUAUCUGCCACAUUGCACAGUUCAAACCUGCAGCCAGAGAAAGCACAGACAAGAAUCCUCACAGUUAUGACAAGAAUCCUCACAGCUAUGCUGCUGCUGUUUGUAGCACUCCCCCUGCUGGUGCAGUCCAUCCCUGUCAAUAAGAAGUUCCUUCCUCUGGACUGUGAGGACAUUUUUAAUAAUGGAUCCAACCACAGUGGUGUCUACACCAUCUACCCAAAUGGUCCUGAGAAAGCAGUGCAGGUUUACUGCGAUAUGGGCUGCGACGAGUACGACAGCCACAAGGACGGGAAAUGGACGGUAAUCCAGAAGAGAACGGAUGGCAGUGUGAAUUUCUAUAGAAUGUGGGAACAGUACAAGAACGGCUUUGGGAACCUAAGUGGAGAAUACUGGCUAGGUCUGGAGACCAUGUUUCUGUUGACAUAUGCAAACAAAUACGAAUUAAGAGUGGACAUGGAGGAUUUUGAGGGGGGCAGUGCCUAUGCCCAGUACUCCUCUUUCUCUGUUGAUUCGGAGGCCCUCAGAUACAGACUUCACAUCAAAGGCUACAUCAAUGGAGGAGCAGGUGACUGCUUGUCCUAUAGUGGUGAGAGAGAUUUUGCAACCUUUGACAAAGACGUUUAUAACUGUGCAGACACUUACUCUGGUGGAUUCUGGUACGGCUAUUGGCCAUGUCACCUUGCGAACCCCAAUGGCCAGUACAAACGGGGGAAUGUGGGAAGCUCAUAUACAGGAGUUAUGUGGGGUUGCUGGAGAGGUUACUAUUACUCCCUGAAGACCAUCGUGAUGAAGAUCCGCCGGGUGUCUCUGGACGAGCUUGAAGCGUAGAUAUAUCUGCCCAGACAGAGAACCCAGAUUUAGAAGGCCAGGGUUUCACUUAAUGAAUACAUACCUUUGCUGUCCAAAAGUACUUUAUAAGAAUUUCCUGUUAAUUUCUGUUAAUUUGACACUAUUUUUCAUAAAUCAAUGCAAUCAAGGCUGCUAUGCAUUACAUUAUCUGUGGGUUUCUUGUAUGAUUUCAAAUACAAUUGUUUACUGCAUACUGCUACAGCCAUUGUUUGCCUCUUUUGAGUAGACAAUUAACUACGUACAGAGGAUUGUGGGCUGCAAAACAUAUACUAAUUGCAGUUUUGAAGAAGGUGAUCACUUAUGAUCUAUUUAUAUAUUUUAUGUGUUUGUGCUAGCUUGUGCUUCAGUUCUAAUCUGAUUUAAAAUCUGUAAUAUUUUUAGACUGACAACUAUCUCCAAUUUACAAAUCAUUACAUGAAUAAAGAUAAAGCUACUUUAUUA